Molecule: messenger RNA, 2132 nt
Organism: Erigeron canadensis
Lineage: Eukaryota; Viridiplantae; Streptophyta; Magnoliopsida; Asterales; Asteraceae
Product: ankyrin repeat and zinc finger domain-containing protein 1-like
Exons: 8
Coding region: 14-1564 (516 amino acids)
Molecular function (GO): protein binding
Source: RefSeq, a predicted model, not a curated record
UAUUCGUCAACAUAUGGAUACGGCGUCUUCUGAGUUAGAAACGGAGUCCACUUCCGGCCACUGUACCACCGCAGCCGUCGAUUCAAAACAAAAUAAUAAUAAUAAUAAAUAUAAAAAAAGGAGUCAUUCAAUCUUUGAAGUACCGUCCAGUUUCUUCCAUUCUGUUACCAUUUCAUCCAAUAUUAAACAAAGAAUUAUUGGAGUAAGGGAGGACGAUUUCGACGAAUGGACUUCUAAUUCUACAAUUAAUGAUCAUAAUACAUCGAGCACAUCAGUUUCGGAAGAGGAAGAUGAUAGAGAUUCUAGUUGCCUCAAUAACUUAACUUUGGGAUUGUAUGCAAGUAAUAAGCAGAAACUUUUUUUACGUUUGCCAAACGGAGAAACUUUUUCGCUCUGGAAGUGCUUGCUUCUAGGUGACUCUGAGAAAAUUGUCUUUGAAAAUGAUUCAUGUGGAUUCAUCAAGGAUGAUGAUACGCCUUUUGUAACAGUAAGGGAAGUGACUCAGAAACUGCUUAAUGUUAUACGUGAACCUAGAAACCACACGCAUUUGAGAGUUGUGUUGCUUGCUAGUGGUGGGCAUUUUGCUGGUUGCGUCUUUGAUGGAAACUCGGUUGUUGCUCACAAAGCACUCCACCGAUAUGUGGUAAGGGCAAAAGCUGGUAAAAAGCAAUCAUCAGAAGAUGCUAGUGGCAAAACUGCACACUCUGCAGGAGCUUCAGUCCGCCGGCACAAUGAACUCGCAUUAAAGAAGGAUAUUCGUGAAAUAUUUGUGGCAUGGAAACCAUACUUUGAUCUCUCUGAUAGCAUUUUCAUUCAUGCCCCCUCACAUAAUCGGCAACUGCUAUUUGAUGGUGCAAACCCAUGCUUCAGCUGUCAGAGAAAUGUUAUCAGACAUAUUCCAUUGACUGUUCGAAGGCCAACAUUUAAAGAAGCUCAACGAUUAUAUAGAAUAUUAACGCAAAUAUCCUUUGAACCAGAUGAAGAAAUAACACCUAUUGCUAAAGAAGAUUCAUCAAGUACGCUUGGCAAAGAGAAUUUGAGUAGCAUGGAGAACGAGGAUAUAUCGGAAAAAUUUUCUGUAAAAAAUGUAGAACAUAUUCAGGUGUUGUUACCUUUACAUGAAGCAGCGAAAGAUGGAAAUGCAGAGAAAGUUUUGGAACUACUAGAACAAGGUUUUGAUCCUUGUGCUAUCGAUGAAAAGGGACGGACAGCUUACCGGGUUGCAACCGAAAAGGAAGUAAGGAACACAUUUAGACGUUUUAUGGCAUUGAACCGAGAUAAGUGGGAUUGGCAAGCUGCCAAAGUGCCCUGUCCUUUGACAAAAGAAAUGGAGGAAUCUCAGAAAGCUAAGCAGGCAAAGAAAGAUUCUAGAAGGAAAGAAAGAGCCAAAGAGCUGAAAGUCCUACGCAAAGCUAGAUUAAAGAAGACUCGGGAAGAUGUCUCACCCAGCCAUCAGGGUUCUCACUGGUUUUCCAACAGGGCUGCCGGGGUUUUAGUGUUGGUCAUUGGGAGUCUGUUGGUGGUUGCCUUUGGUCAGAAGGGCAGAGGAAGCAGGAAAUACUAGGGAUGAAUAAAGGAAGAAGAUAGAUGUUGCUGCUGAGAAGAGAUUUGCAGUUAUCUAAGCAUGCUGCAUGAUGUGACGUCAGCAGAUAUUACCUGCUUGUGCUAUGAGCGCUUUUCUCCGUCAGUAGAUGUAACGUGCUUGUGUUAUUGAGCUGCUUUACAUAAACUCCCCCGUCCUGCUCUUGUAAUUGAGCAGUAUUCUCUGCACAUUGCCUGAGGUAUGCUAUCAAUGGUUAAUAGUUGGCCCAACAUGAUUGUGAGUCUGUUGAUCAUUACUCCGCCAAACAGCCACAUCUUAAUGGAUCUUCGACAAAGUAUUCUAUGGUUUUAAAGUUCUGGAGCUUAUUACAUAUGGUAAAUUGUAAUUGGGAGAUCAUCAUUUUAGAUGCCUCAAUGGAUUAUAUAUUAUCAUCAAGCAUUUUAAUAAAGCCUGGGUGAUUGUGUAAUUGGCAGAUCAUCAUUUUAUAUGUAGAUUGUCUUUCUGUUGUUCCAUAAGAGAAAAAAUUUUGUAAUAUUUUGAAGAAAGACCAAACCAAUUAAACAUUAAUAGAGGAACUACUAUAUAUUCA